UUAAGGGUGCCAGGGAGAGAGAGAAAGGUUUCCACAAAUUUUUUGGUACACUUCAGCAGCUAAGUGACUGGGCAGCACAGUGAAAGGCUUCCCUAACUCUUGUCCUCUUAUGGGAUGAAACUGAGGGCCUAAGAAAAUGGCACCAUUAACUGAAAAGUCUGAUUCAAGAGAUAAACAAAAUCCAGAAGUGAAAAAGGCAAUUCCUUCCACCACAAUGAGCUCUGAACGUGAAGAAGUUGAUGUUGCAAAAACUGUUGUCAAUGGGCUGAGCAGCAAUGGACAAGAAAAAGCUGUUGACGUCCCUUUAUACACACGCUCUAUUUCUGCCGUUACAAUAAUCCCUGUGAAGAAAGUGAAAAGUUCUCCUCACCUAGUGCUGCCUACAGAAACAGAUCCCACUAAAAUCUGCAGCGGAAAAGGAGCUGUGACUCUCUGGGCGUCUUCAGCCUCUGAAGAGAAUCAGAAAAUCUUUUCACCAUAUCCUCCUCAGGAUGCUGAGAAACCUGAGAGUCUGGAGCCAGAAAACACAGAAGCAGAUGACUGGAGAUCAUCACCCAACACUGAUGCCAACGGGGAUGCCCAACCAUCUUCUCUGGCUGCCAAGGGUUAUAGGAGUGUGCGUCCAAACCUUUCCUCAGACAGCAAGCCACAGGCCCUUCCUCCUCCCCGUCCUCCUCUCCCCAAAGAGGAAAGCUUUGCAUGGCGUCCUCGCACUGACACUAAAACAACCAACCUGCUGCCAGUGCCCAUUAUGGACUGCGUGUACCUGAACGCACCCAAGCCUUCUGCUCAGCGUGCAUCACUAAAUGCCAGUGCACGGUGUUACUUCUCAUCACCCACCCCCUAUGGGUCAGUCCCCAGCGGGAAGCAAGGCUUGCCAGCAGGGCAUUUUCCUUCAGGUCCCAGAGAUAUGGUGCAUGUUGGGCAGCCACUCUUGGAAAGUAGCUCCUCAUCAAAUGCAUCAUCCUUACAACACAACCCUGACAGGGCAGAUCCCAGUAGUAAGGCUGGAAUGAAUUCCAGUCAUGAGACGAAGGCGGAUAAAAAGGUCAGCAAACUAUAUGUAGCUUGUUUAUCUAACAACACUUGCUCGGCCACGUCUGAAAAUUCCACUGGCACCACACAUGACCCAUCAGCCAGCACCAGUUUGGGAGCUGAGGUCACUCAGGCACCAGCCACCGAUAUUGUUUUCUCUGCAACGGGAAAAGCUCUUCCUGCUCCUCCUCCUCCUCCUAUUCCUCCCAGGCCGUACUUUUACAUUGUCCUCAAUAAAGACGCAGUUAGUUCUGAUCUGGGCCAGCCCUCCUGGACUCAGUCGUCACCUCCGCAAGCUUUGAGGGACAGAGUGCUAGAGCCCCAGAGCACAGCUGCCACAGAGGACAGAAUGAGAAAAGAGCCUUACCUUACCCAGCAGCGGCGGCCGCCAUACAAGGCAGUGGGACGCAGCAUGGAUGGCACUGCCACUACAACUCAGCCUGGGGUUAUAGUAGUCCCCCUUGUCCAGAUUAAUCCAGACAGACAGCAAGAAGGCAGCUCCAGCACUCCUCCACCGCCUCUGGUUCCUUUUGGGCAAGGCUCCGUAUUCCCUGAGACUGUUCCUCCUGGCACACCCUUGACUUUUCCGACUUUAGAUGAUUUCAUUCCCCCACAUCUCCAGAGGGGUUCCCACCAUAACCAAGCACCCUCUGCGUCUGGCACAUCACCCUCUGUUUACCCGAAACUUCCAUUCUUCUCAACACCACCUUCACUUGUACCUCCGGUUACGGGGGCUUUGCACAGGGGUUUGAAGCCUGAAAUCACUGGAGUCACCUCACGUACAGAUGCAGCUCCUGUACUAAAUGAAGUGACCCAGCCUAGCAGUGGCACUGACUAUCCAACUUCCUUCACGUCAAUCAACAAGUCAUCUUCUGCCUAUCCCUCUACCACAAUUGUCAAUCCCACUAUUGUACUCUUGCAGCACAAUCGAGAACAGCAAAAAAGGCUUAGUAGCUUGGCAGAUUCAGUUCCGGACAGACUAGCUUCAGAUAAAGUAGAUUUGGCAUUCACACAAGUCAAACCAGUCCAGGAACCAGUGCUGAGUGACAGGAGGGUACUGGAGGAAAAGAGAAGAACUGUCAAGAGCCCUCAGCACAUGGCUGAUACUUCUGUUGAUGACAUUGGCAUUCCACUGAGGAAUACGGACAGAUCGAAGGACUGGUACAAGACAAUGUUCAAACAGAUACACAAGCUAAACAGAGACACUCCUGAAGAAAAUCCUUAUUGCCCUACCUACAUAUUUCCCGAACUUCCUGAAAUCCAGCAAAAACCUGAAGAAGACAAUCCUUAUUCUCCUACAUACCAGUUUCCUGCGUCUACUCCUAGCCCUAUCUCUGAAGAUGAAGAUUCUGAUUCAUACUCUCCUCGUUAUUCCUAUUGUGAAGACACCAGAAGCCAGCCUUCAGUUCCUCGCUCCAAGAGUGAGAUGGACCAUAUUGACUCAGAGAAGGUGUUUAAGAGGUCUGCCACUUUGCCCCUACCAAACCGCACUUCGUCGCUGAAAUCGAGCCCAGAAAGGACAGACUGGGAGCCUCCAGACAAGAAGGUGGACACAAGAAAAUACCGUGCAGAGCCCAGGAGCAUUUAUGACUAUCAGCCAGGAAAGUCCUCAGUUCUGAACAGUGAAAAGAUGACUCGGGAUAUAAGCCCAGAAGAGAUAGAUUUAAAGAAUGAACCUUGGUAUAAAUUCUUUUCGGAAUUGGAGUUUGGGAAACCGCCAUUUGUUCACAUGCCUCCAAAAAAGAUUUGGGAUUAUACUCCUGGAGAUUGCUCUAUCCUUACUAGAGAGGAUAGAAAGAGUGAUCUAGAAAAAGACCUCUACCUCUACCAGACUGAGUUAGAGGCAGAUUUAGAAAAAAUGGAGAAGCUUUAUAAAGCGCCACAUAAAAAGCCACAGAAGAAUACAGCAGGUGUUUCUCCUCUGGAAACUUCCACAGACCAUUCUUCCUACUCCACGUAUUCACCCAACUACCACUCAGCGAAGAGGGAUUCAGAACCAGCACUGGGGGACUUUGCUGGCUUGGAGAAUGAGAGACAGAUUUACAAGAGUGUGCUGGAAGGUGGAGAUAUCCCGUUCCAGGGGCUGAGCGGUCUCAAGCGUCCUUCUAGCUCUGCUUCCACAAAAGUGGAUCGUAAAGGUGGGAAUGCUCAUAUGACUGCACCCUCUUCAGUUAAUAGCCGAACCUUUAACGCUAGUCAUACCGGUAUGUUAGGUCAAGCAUGUAAACAUAAGAAGCCCUUAUCAGCUGCAAAAGCCUGCAUUACUGAAAUCCUCCCUUCCAAAUUCAAACCCAAGCUAGCAGCUCCAGCUGCUCUUGAGCAGGACAAGAAGGGUAUCUUGCUGUCUCAUGAGAAAGCUCAAAGCUGCGAAAACCUUCGUAGCUCCAUUGCCUUGUUCGAUAAUAAAAAAUCUUUUAUGGUAGACGUAGGGGAAAGCAUAGAAAACAUGUUGAUGAAGUCGAAGCAGGAAUAUGCCAUCAAGUCUGGCAGUACCAUGAGCCUACAGGAAUAUGGCACCAACUCUAGGAAAGGCUACCUGUUCCCUGCCUCCAGGAAGAGCGGAAUGGAGUUUACAAUGCUGUAUAAAGAUAUGCACCAGAUCAACCGGUCCAGGAUCCAGUUGGGCACAGUCUCCUCCUGCAGUGUGAGGGAUAUCGCAUCUCAAUUUGAGAAUGAAGCAAAGGAUAGAAUGGAACACAGCCUUAGUCGAGAGGAUUCAGAGCAGAUCCCCAAAGACACUGUUUCCUCCCGUAUCAGUGCCUUUGAGCAGCUCAUCCAGAGAUCCCGAUCGAUGCCUGCACUUGACUUUACCACUGGACAAAGCAAGUUCACCACUUCUCUCCAGUCUAAAGCUUGUCUAGGUUCUGCCUACUCUGCAGAGAUUCUUCUGGAUUUGCCAAAAAUAAACCAAGAAGGGAAGGAUGCUGCCAGCUUGGCAGACAAAUCCUCCCGUUCCUGCAGCAAUGUGGAGGACACAGCUUCAGAUGUCAGUGAUGCCAUCCCUAUGGACACACUUUCAGGUUGCACAGAUGAGAUAGAUCUUCUCUCAAAUGCGUCUAAUGACAGUGGCGGCAGCAGCAGCAACAUCAAUGGGCCUCAGAAGCAUAAAAUCAACAGAUGCAAAGGCACAUGCCCAGCUUCCUACACCAGGUUCACUACUAUCCGAAGGCAUGAACAGCAGCAAUCCUCAAGGAGCACUGAUUCCAAAGGAAUCUAUGGGGACAAACACACACUUCCCAGAAAUGUCUACCUAAUGAGCCCACUCCCCUUCCGAGUGAAAAAGCCAUUCCAGCACAAGUCCAGCAGGACUCCACCCCCAGAUUGCCCAGGAGCCCUGGCAGUGCCCAGCCCUGAGAACCCAGAUGACCCCAUACAGCUGCAGGGGAGUGUAGGAGACAAGAGCCAUCACUCCCAGCAUGAGCUGUGCUCCAGAAGCAGGCCUCUAGCCCCCAGGCGCCUGUCUUCCUUUGACAUUUUGGAGAGGCUUAGCUACUUCCCCAGCAUGGGAUCUAGCCGAGAUAGCUCCAUGGGCCGCUCUGACACUCCUGACUCCUUACACAAUGGGAACCCAGUUCCAUAUGCCCUCUAUCACAGCUUGGACACAAACAACAACCCGCAAAGUGAACUUGGGACGUACCUAGGAGAUUCAGAAUCACCAAGGCAUUUUGCACCAGUUGAUUACAUGGAAACUCCAGAAGAAAUUAUCCGCAGACGUUAUGAUGAUAAAGAGAAACUUUUAGAGGACCAGAGACGGCUUAAACGUGAGCAAGAAGAAGCUGAUAUUGCAGCUAGAAGGCACACAGGGGUCAUUCCAACGCACCAUCAGUUUAUCACUAAUGAGCGAUUUGGGGACCUCCUAAAUGUAGACGAUACAGCAAAGAGGAAAUCUGGGUCAGAGAUGAGACCUGCUAGAGCCAAGUUUGACUUCAAAGCACAGACUCUGAAGGAACUUCCUCUGCAAAAAGGAGAUAUUGUUUACAUUUACAAGCAGAUUGACCAGAACUGGUAUGAAGGUGAACACCAUGGCAGAGUUGGCAUCUUCCCACGAUCCUACAUUGAGCUCCUCCCACCAGCCGAGAAAGCUCAACCCAAAAAGCCAUUGCCAUUGCAAGUGUUGGAAUAUGGAGAUGCUAUUGCUAAGUUCAACUUCAAUGGCGAUACACAAGUGGAAAUGUCCUUCAGAAAGGGUGAAAGGAUCACAUUGAUUCGACGAGUGGAUGAGAACUGGUAUGAAGGAAGAAUCUCUGGCACCAGUCGCCAAGGCAUCUUCCCUGUAACCUAUGUGGAAGUGCUCAAACGGCCAGUGGUCAAGAAUGCCAUUGAUUAUCCAGACCCACCUGUGUCACUCUCCCCUAACCGCAGUGUGACAGCUUCACCACAGCAACCUCAAGCACAGCAGCAAGGAGCCAGCCCUGACAGAAGUCAAACACCACGAGACUUACUUACCUACCAAGCUCUAUACAGCUACACUCCUCAGAACGAUGAUGAGCUGGAACUGAGGGACGGUGAUAUUGUUGAUGUCAUGGAGAAAUGUGAUGAUGGCUGGUUUGUGGGUACAUCCAGGAGAACAAGGCAAUUCGGCACCUUCCCAGGCAACUAUGUGAAGCUUCUGUACUUGUAAAGUAACAGUAAUCCCACAGUGACAGAGAUGGAGCUGUUUUGCAGAUGGUGUUUCUAAACAAUGAAGAAAGAGACUAUUUAUGAAUGUAAUAGACAAGAAAUGAAAAGUGUUAGGAGGAUGUGGUUAUGUGGUACAGUAUUGAGUUGAAUGUGUAGCCCUGCUUCCACUGAUUCAGGGUAUGAUUUGUUUGCUGAAGAAGAGACAGUUUCUAGUUUACAGUGCUGCCUUUGUGUAUUCCUCUCCCCUCCCCAGCAAGAGUUCUGGUGAACCUUAAUUCAUAUGGAGUACUUUACUUCUGAGAAGGCUUCAGGGAAGCAGAAGGUAUAGGUUUUGUUUGUGUGUUAAGAUAUGAUAGUACUUUCAGAAAGUACGUGGCCUUGCAGCUGCUCCUUUCACUGGUGAGGUCAGGGAGGCCAGGCUUCCUGCCUUGUUGAAGACUUACUGUGCUCUGCCUUCCACUCCCAUAGAACUCCCUUCCUUCAUGCCACGCACCUUAAGAUCCCGCAUGGGCAGAGGAUGGCCAAUGUGGUUAAACUGCAGAACUCUGUAGAGAAGGAGUGUGGGACCGCUAGUUUAAUCCAGAGAGGUCAGCCAAAAUGUACUGCAGACACGCAAAAAGCCCAAACCCUUUCUUAACACAUUACCCACUUCUGCAAGGUUUUUUUCUUUGGUGCAGGGUGUGUGUGUGUGUGUGUGUGUGAGUGCACCGUGUGCAGCAAAACAAACAGAGUCGUGUUUUUUUAAAGAGAAAUCAACCUGGCUUUGACAUUUAUCUGCACAAAGAAUAAAACCAAUAAACAAAACAUCCAUGAGAGCAAAUCCUGUUCAUGAAUCCUACAGUUGUUCACUUUCUCUGCUCCCUCUGGUUGGCCUGAAAGGAUUUGAAGCAUUCUCUUUAGGAUGAAGGCUUUGCUUCUCUCCCACAAUUAAAUGUCAGAGGCUCUGAUAAUUCUGAGCAACACGCCAUUGAAGGUGCCUUUUUUUGUUGUUCUUACAGUGUAGAUGGUAGAUCCAAUAAACACCUGCAUUUUGGCUGGCCCUUAUUCCAACAAAAAAGUCUGCUUGGUUUGGAAAGCCUUGUUUCCAGCAGUUAUUACCAGUCAUAGAGAUUUGUAUUUCUUUGGGAAAGAAAUGUGGCUUGCUUGUAAAUCCACUACGAAUUACUCUUUUGAUAGACAUUUUGUUAUUAAGAAGUAUAAACAAAACCGGUUCUAUCAGACUCUGCUUCCUACAGUUACCAUACAAAUAGCAAAAGGUUAGAUUGCUAUUUUGUCAUAAGCCGUAUUUAAUAAUAUAAAAUGCCUAUUUUUAUGCUGAUGCUUUUAUACAGAUUUAUUAAGAGUAACUACAACUAACUGUUAGCACGACUUGCAAUAUGUUUUGAUAAACUAGCCAUGUUCCUGGGUUUGAAAUCAAGUAGGCUUGUCUUCCGCCUCUGUCUGCGGAGGAGAAGACUUGGUGUCUCAGAAGUUUGACUGUAAAUAUGUAUAUUUAACUUUGUACAGACAAUGUACUUACCUUGUAUAGAAAAAUAAUUUAAACGCAUUGAGCGAAGGGAGGAAAAGAAAGGCAGUUGUCAGAGGUUGGGAGUUUAUUCCACUUUUAUUUAAACGAUGGAAUUUCGUGUGUGUUCAUAUAAAGAGUUUUAGCACAAAAUAUCCACUAUGAAAGAGUUUCAGAUACGACACAAAGCACCACUGUCUCUUUUCAAUAGGAGAUAUCAUUAAUCCUGCAUCUUAUUUAUGGUUUUUUUCUGCUUUGUUUUUUUCUUCCAGUUAUUCGCAGCAAUAUGUAGGCCUGUUGCUAAGAUUGGAUAGCACCAAAUUAAUCUAUCCAGCAAAGUAACACAAUAAGACUGAAUGUAUAUAACCUACUCAUAUAAAGGUUUAAUUUCUGUUCUAGCUCUUGCCUUUUUAAGUCUCACACACACACACACACAUACACACACACACAUCACAACUUAUUUUUGUGUUGAUUUUUGUUCCUUAUUGCAGUGGAUUACUAUUCGGCAAUUAAUAAAUGGAAGUAUUGAAUUAC
Coturnix japonica (Japanese quail) is the source of this 7693-nucleotide messenger RNA. Lineage: Eukaryota; Metazoa; Chordata; Aves; Galliformes; Phasianidae. The record is from RefSeq and is a predicted model, not a curated record.